UGCACUAGGUGGCAGCUGUAGUUUAGCUCAGUCCUGUUCAGGCUGAUUCCUCUACCUGGAUUCUCAUUCUGAGCGCGUCUCUCUGAAGCUGCUCGACUUCAUCCCGCCAUCUCCGGUCCCGUCUUGGCAAUUCUAAAAAAUCAAUUGUUGUGUCGAAGCCCACAUCAGCUGCAAGCGGCAGUGAAGGAGAACUCAGAAAUCUGAUGAGGACAUCUACAGAAGAGGUGGGAGCAAAGAAAAGGAGAAAUGAAGGAUGUCUUCUGUCCUGGAUAAGUGGUUGUGGCACCAUGAAUACUGGCUUCCACCGGGUAUCACAUGGGAAGAUAUUGAAAACUCUGAACAUGCCCGAUAUCCCCGACCUCGUGACCUUGCCAUCGCCAUUCCAUGUGCAUUUGUCUUUAUCGCUGUCCGUUUUCUGUUUGAAAGGUUGAUUGCUUUACCUCUGAGCAAGCAUAUGGGUGUGAAGGAGAAAUACAGAAGGAUAGCACCUCCUCAGCCUACUUUGGAGAAAGUCUAUACAACACAGCCCACAUGUCCUAAAGAGAGUGAUCUCCUUGCCCUUUCCAAGCAGUGUGACAUAUCGGUGCAGGAGGUGAAGAUAUGGUUUCGGCACCGGAGAAAUCAGGACAGACCCAGCAUCACCCAGAAAUUCUGUGAAGCCAGUUGGAGAUUUGCGUUUUACCUGCUUGCUUUUGUUGCUGGUCUCUGUGUGCUCCUUGAUAAACCGUGGUUCUGGGAUCAAAAGGAGUGCUGGAAAGGAUACCCUCAGCAAGUGUUGCUACCCUCCCAGUACUGGUACUAUAUGAUAGAACUGGCUUUCUACUGGUCCCUCCUCUUCAGGGUCUCAUUGGAUGUGAAGAGGAAGGACUUCAAGGAGCAGAUUGUUCACCACAUUGCCACCAUUUUUUUGAUUGGCUUCUCCUAUUGUGCAAACUACAUCCGGGUGGGGACCCUGGUGAUGUUAGUUCAUGAUGCAUCUGAUUAUAUUAUGGAGUGCGCAAAAAUGUUGAACUAUGCAGAAUGGCGAAAGAGUUGUGACAUGCUGUUCGUGGUCUUUGCUGUGGUCUUUCUGAUUACACGGCUUAUCAUCUUUCCAAAUGUGGUAAUUUACACCACUUUCUACUACUCCAUGGAGAUUUUCCAGCCCUUCUUUGGUUACUAUUUUUUCAAUGUUCUCCUGAUGGUCCUGCAGCUGUUGCACAUAUUUUGGGCCUACCUCAUUUUGAGAAUGGUAGUCAAGUUCGUGUUUGUUGGGAAGAUUGAUAAGGAUGAAAGGAGUGACGAUGAAGAAAGUGACAGGACUGAGGAGGAGGAAGAUGGGAGGAUAGAAUCAAAGUCUGCAUCAUCGACCAGUCACAAUGGUGUGCUAAAUAAAAUGACAAAUGGGAUGAAAAGCAAAUCAAAUGAAAGGAACAAGCUGCCCAAAGUCAGGUAGCUGGCAGCUGCGUAAUGAAGGAUGAGGUUAGCACCGACUUAUUAAAAGAUUUGUUCUUUAGAUUUUUGCUGAUGAACACUAACAACUGCCUGCCAUGACACUCAUCCUAUACAUUUGUAAAAGGGAUUGCAAAGCUGCAGAAUCUACAAUUAUCCACAAUUCUACUGCAAUGGACCUGCCUCUCCUUCAUGACCUUGGUCAAACUUCACAUUUUUCAUUUGACUUCAAAUAUUUUGUCAGGGGGCAUGUGUUUAACACAAUGUUCCCAUUUUAUACAUCACAUCAUCACUAUUGAGGCCUUCACGCAGAUAAAGAAUUCAAGAUCUCAUCCAGGAAACACUUUCAAUAUUGAAAUACUGAUUAACAAAGUGAAGUUAUUUGAACGAUUUUGUCAAACUGACUAGUUUUAUUUGUGUUUAUGGCCCCCCUCCCCCACCCCCACCUUCACCCCCAUUGUGUCGUUAAUUCCCCAGGACUUUGCAGUGUGGUUCUCAUAGUGGACACUAUGUAUUGUACAAGACCAGUCUGGGCUGAUUCAUUCUUGGGAGAUGCCCGAGUUGGUAAGCAGCAUAGCUGAGAUAAGGAACUCUCUGGCAGACUGACAUGACAAUCCAGACCCCAGUGUAAACUGUUUUUGUCCUGAUAUGCUAAACAUCUGAAAUACUUAGUGUUGCAUUUUUUAUGUAUUUAUUCAGAAGCAGAAUUGGUGGAUGUAUUUUGGGGUGUGUUUGAGUGUUUAGUCCUUGACAGAUUACAAAUCCUAGUAGUAUCACUGGGCUGAGCACAGAGCAUCAAACUGGAUUUAAAUCCAGCUUCUGAUUUAAGGGAUUUUUAAUGACGUUUCAGUAGUUUUCUGGAAACAAUCAAAGUGCUGAGAUAUGACAGCGAUCCAGCUUCCAACACAUUUUCUCACUAGGAUUAGCAUAUUCUCACAGACAUUGAACCGGAAAGGGAUGUGCUUCAAGAGUUUUAAUUUCAGCAGCUCUGCCUCCUUCCGCCACUGAGGAAAGCCAAUGGUUUCUGUUGUACCCAGUCUGUAAAAUUUCAGCAUUAAGGGGCACUAUUCCUUUUACUUCCAGUGUACUGUGUAGGUAAGCUGGCAUCACUUGUAAUGGAGGUUAACUUUUCCAUGAACUUUCCAUCAAAAAUACAUUUUUAAAAGUUGGAAUUCAAAUUUUUGUGUGUGUUGAGCUGCAACGAUGUCUGCUUUCCUGGAAUUCUCUAAAGGGAGCAUCAAGAACAGCAAUCUCUGCUGGUGUGAAAAGAUGCAAUGACACAAGAUGCCUUCCAGGAUGGGGUGUGGUGCAACGGUCUCAUGGCAUUUAUUUGUAGGAUGCUCGAGUGUACCUGCUAUUUAGUUUCUCAGCUCUAAUCUUCACAAAGUGGACCAUUUCAAGACAUGAAAUACUUCGGUCUCCAGAUGUUUUGUGUAUAACUGAGUAAAGCUAUGGGGAAGAAGUCAAUGGGCCCAGAGGAAUCUUGUUUUAAUACUGAAAACCAUGCCAAUCUUGCUGACUUUGACCAAUUAUUGAGUAUAGUCUGAAUUCUGAAGGGGAGAAGAUGGGUCGUUGCAGGACAGUUUGAAAGAAACUCCUUUUGCAAUCCUGAACACUGUAGGGCAUGAGAUGCAACAACCAAGACUGAAAUAAUCUUAUGGACUUUCUCAUUUCAUGUUUAAGUUGCUCAUGCACCCUCUUGCUCAUGUUUAUUUAACCUUUCUGGAGUUGAACUGUAUCCAGACUGAAUGAUGCUGUUGUACAGAUGACAGUCUUAGUUACAUUGCUUGUAAAUACAUAAAAAUCUGAGUGCACAUCUUUGAUUUAAACACCUGUACUGAUUGACAUACUAAGUGUCUGAUUCUGCACCACCUAGUCAAUUUCAGUAGAAAUUUAAAUAAGAUUUGUUUUGAAAUUAUAUCUGAAUAAAUUAAAUUUUUUACAAAGUU
Carcharodon carcharias (great white shark) is the source of this 3380-nucleotide messenger RNA. Its product is annotated as ceramide synthase 2-like. Gene Ontology annotation, biological process: ceramide biosynthetic process; regulation of DNA-templated transcription. The coding region runs from base 254 to 1435 and encodes 393 amino acids. Gene Ontology annotation, cellular component: membrane. Lineage: Eukaryota; Metazoa; Chordata; Chondrichthyes; Lamniformes; Lamnidae. Gene Ontology annotation, molecular function: DNA binding; sphingosine N-acyltransferase activity; DNA-binding transcription factor activity, RNA polymerase II-specific. The record is from RefSeq and is a predicted model, not a curated record. The transcript is spliced from 12 exons.